Struthio camelus australis is the source of this 1055-nucleotide messenger RNA. NCBI's taxonomy places the organism in Eukaryota, Metazoa, Chordata, Aves, Struthioniformes, Struthionidae. The record is from RefSeq and is a predicted model, not a curated record.
ACCCAAAGACCAUGCAAGAGUCACUCUGAAGCCUCUUGCCCAUGGGCUGGGGUCAGUAGCCUGGGUGACAUGGGGUGACAUCACACCCCCCACCGUGUCAUGGGACAUGCACAGUACCUGCAUCUGUGCUGUCCCGGCCCCCCUAACACUACGGCCAUCUGCAGGGACCCCGACAGUGUGGUGCUGUGCUUGCUGGCCACCGAUGAGGAGGACGAAGGCGACAUCGCCUUGCAGAUCCACUUCACCCUCAUCCAGGCCUUCUGCUGCGAGAACGACAUUGACAUCGUGCGGGUGAACGAUGUGCCCAAGCUGGCGGCCAUCGUGGGGCCCAGCGAGGAGUCUGGGGAGCCGCGGGAUCUCCACUGCAUCCUCAUCACGAACCCAAAUGAAGAUGGCUGGAAGGACCCAGCUCUAGAAAAGCUGAACUUCUUUUGUGAAGAGAGCCGAAAUGUCAAUGACUGGGUGCCAACUAUCACCCUGCCUGAGUGAUGGUGACCCAGUGCACUGGGGAGGCUGAAAUCUUUGUUGCAUUCUCAAUGUGGUGUUGGUUCACCGAAGUGUGCAACAAGCUGCUGAUUCCAUGGAUUAGCCUGGUCAAGAGACUGGAUUAAAGUCGCUCAGACUGGCACGCAGUGGGCUCUUAUGGAGAAGAAAGGAAAAGACCAGCUCGCUCCAGCAGUGAGCCCUGGUAGGCUGCAGCAGUGGAGACGUUGACAUACCAUGGAACUGAAAGAAGUAUUGCAAGUUUCCCAGUCAAGUGGAGCUGUUUCAGAAGGCAGAGAAGGUUGGGGGAAGUGGGCCAAAACUUAUGGAAGGACUGGACAGAAUACUGUAACUAGGAACUGUUGGUGCUGUCUACAAAACAUGAAGAAAAGAAGGUUUCAAUAUUUGAUGGACUACUAGAGACUGGUUACUGAGACAAAUAUACAAGAGACUUUUAAGCAGACAGACUUCAACAGGCCCCUGGGCCACUCUGCAGAACUGGUUUAAUAAUGCAAUAAUUUUUACUGGAAUUGCUGCUAUUGAAGCUUUCAUAAUAAAUUUUUGACAAUUAA